Messenger RNA from Vitrella brassicaformis, 2677 nucleotides. The record is from the annotation of a GenBank genome assembly. Lineage: Eukaryota; Vitrellaceae.
GGAAAAAGUGUGCCAUGACCAAAGAAAGCCUGGAGGCGCCUGAGGGCGACAACGGAGACGUGCAUGACGGCGAGGAGCCCCAAAUGGAGGCUUCCACAGGCGGCCCUCACCGUGAAGACACCACCGUGACGACAGUGUGCACUCAUCCCUCCGAAUUCACGGGAGCCUCAGGCCCGACACCUGAUUGCCUUUCCUACGGUCCAUGGCCAGUCCAGCCCCAGCCCCCAAACGAGGGCUGCGGCGCCUUCCUUCCACUAUUCCGCUCACUGGAGACGUUUCAAAAGCCCCAUGGGGAUGUGCAGCUGUUCAACCGGAGCUUCACCGUCGUGACGAUUGUUGAGGAGGCAGCCGACAACGAGGAGGGCAAGGGCGGCGACACGAAGGAAGACAGGCGUGUUGAGAGACGGGAGGGAUCUCUUCUCAAGCUCAUGGAAGAAGGUAAGGCGUCCAUAGUACUGGCUGGUAGACUGUUGUUCUUGUGUCAUUCAUGCAGGGUUUCGCGUGGCAGCGGGAUACCCUGCGGCUUAUCAGGAGUUCCCAACGCAGCUGAGAUACGAACAGGUCGACGGAGAACAAGAAGUGCUUGUGGGAGCGGAAUUUCAGCCUGAGCGAUUCCUUCUCACUCUCCGCCGCGUGGCGUGGGUCAUCUUGCGGCAAGUGGGUUAUGCCCUGACGCUGGCGACACUGUGGGCUGGGCUCUUCACGCUCAUGUGGCUCUCGUGCGAGGACGAGGACGGGGACUGGGACGGGGCAAACCGCACGGCCUACAUCGUCAUGGAUUUCAUCAGACGCGCCCUGGCCAUCUUCGCGUACGCUGCCCUGCAAAUGAUCACUAUCGAAGGCGCUGACGGCCGUGGGAUCAUGCGCCGGCUGCGCAGCAGCUCGGGCCAUUACGUGAUCCCUCUUGCCUGUUCCCUCACGGUGGGCGUGGCUUAUUUCUCAGGCCUGCCCUUUCACGCUCACGGCAUCUUCGGCCCUCUCAUGAUCAUCUUCAUCGGCCAUGUCGCGCCUUUCGGUGUGUAUCGGCAGGCGGCGGAGAGCAUGGACAGCGUCAACAGGAACAACAUAUACGCCCUUCAGGCGACAUUCAUCUGGCUGUUGACUCUCGGAAUAAUGUCGCUUUGGCUUGGUAUCAUGCUGCCCAUUGGAUUGAACGCUGAGAGUGACGGCCAAAGGAUUAAGAUUGCGCUCAUCUGUCUCGCCGUUGGCAAGCCCUUUCUCUCUCUAGGUGAGCUGAAGCAAGGAGGCGUCCGUCUUCUUGCAUAUAAGCAAUUUCUGCGUCUCGCUUUCCUCAGUAACGAAUACGUCUCGAUUUCUCAAGGUGAGAUCCGAGAAGGCAGCAUGAUCGACCAAGUCCAUUGCACCGCUGUCUCUCGGGUGCAUGUGUGUCUGUCGCGAAGGAUGGCCCGUCGACGAACACCUCGCCUUUCAUCUUUGUCGCCGUGAUCGGCUACCUGCUCGUGCCCCGUAUCCUGCAGGCAAAAAUGAUGAAGCUCAGCACAAAGGUGCUGUUCUCCUUUCUCUUCGCCAGCCUCGACCUGCUGGCUGACAUCCUUCUCCCGUACGGCGACCUCAUCUGCAUGGCAAUCGGCCGCUGGUUCGCAUCUCAGACAUCCCAACAAACGCUGUUCCACCCCUUUCAUCGCAUCAGAGCGGCCAGGCAACCCUCUGAUCAAAAGCAUGGAUUCAGCGACAUCGGAAUCGACGGACUAGACGAGGAUCCUCAGGCAAAGGCCGUGUCUCGAAACAUGAUCACAUUGUCGCCUGCAGACAUACCCCCUCAGCAGCUGGCGGGGCGCAGCUCCUCAAGCAUCAUCUCUGGCGACCAACCUGUGAGGCCCGGUCUCUCGCUGGAAAGCACGUCGUCCCGGCGGUCCAGUGAUGGUCGGGUUAUGAAGCGCGACCUGUCAUUAAGAAGCACAAUGUCUUCAAUCGCCUCCGACCCCCGUAGCAUUUAUGUGAUGUGUGACGUGCAUCCCCGAUACUUGCGAGGUGAGCAAGCCGCUGCUUUCAUCCAGACGUGCCUCGCAUCUGUGUGGUUGUCUUUGUCCUGCCUGCAGCCAUAAGCGACCAGAUACAUGGGUUCAACCUGAGUCAGCUGACGGUGCUCAUACUGCUGAACCUGCUGCAACUCACCUUGGAGCAGAUCAUACAGCCGUCGUUUGGCAGGCUGGCGGAGCGGCUUUGGUUUCUCUUUGGUUCAGUGGAUGACAAGAGUGAACAACCUGCCAUUGCUGAAGGUGCAAAGACAUGCAGACGAUCUCGCACAUGACACGUGAUGGCUGGUCACCUCUCCCUGGCUCUUUUGCAGAGCGAGGAGGAGCCAAGGGUGGCCCUCACCCGCGUGGUGUCGCUCUUCUUGAGCUGCCUCGUGCUCUUCUCCUCGCUGUUCCCUUGGAUUUUUCUAUUCCUCCUUCGCUCCCUGGACGACCAGCAUUUCGACAAGAGCAUUGACGAGAUCUGUCCCUACUAUAGCCAAAGAUAUAGCAGAUACGUCGACAACGACAGGCUGUGAGCGAUGCGUCGUGUGCCAUCUGUCGUCGGUUUUGUCCCUGUUUGUGAGCAGUUUUGCCUGUGAGGCCUGUGAGACCGUAAGCCAUGUAUGCAUGUGACUUGGGGACGAUGCAAUUCGUCACCCGUGCUCUACUGCAUCUUAUCCGCCGCCAGCCGCUCUGCC